UUAUUUCUAAGUAUUACCAACUUUAAAUAAUUAUAAUGAAGUUAGAAACUACAGGUAAGCCACUUACCACUAUUAUCAAAGUGAAGUCGAUACUUUUGUUGUGGUCGGUUAUUGGUAUCGUGUGGUUAUGUUUUGAAUAGUCAGCUGUCAUUUAAAACAAACGCACUGAACAUGGGCGACGAAAUUGGAAAUUCAUCACGAUUAAAUGAAGAAAAUUUAAAUCAAGACGAACUUAUAUUACAACAACAACGUCAAAUUGAAAAAGAGAUAUCUGAAUCAAUACCUUUAGUAGGUGAAUUAGAACAACUAUCAUCAUUAGAAAAUGAAUACACCGGUGACGAGGUGUAUCAAUUAAAAGUAAAAGAUUUAUCAUCAAAAUACAAGUCAAUGCGGCGUACACGACCAGAUGGAAAUUGUUUUUUUCGUGCAUUUAGUUACGCUUAUAUUGAAAAAUUACUUGAUACAAAAAAAGAAUAUGAUGAAUUUACUGAACUUGCACAGAAUAGCAAAGAUAAUUUAGUAGCAUUAGGUUUUCCUCAGUUUACUGUAGAAGAUUUUCAUGAUACAUUCAUGGAAGUAGUACAAAAAAUAGGAAAAGCAGCGUCCGAUUCAAUUUCAAAAGCAAAAGAUGAAUUACAUAAAUUAUUUAAUGAACAAGGAUACUCAGACUAUAUGGUUGUUUAUUUGAGAUUAUUAGCUAGUGGUCAAUUACAAAAAGAAAGUGAUUUUUAUCAGAAUUUUAUUGAGGGUGAUCGUACUGUUGCUGAAUUCUGUCAUCAAGAAGUCGAACCCAUGUAUAAAGAAAGUGAUCAUAUUCAUAUUAUUGCUAUUUGUACGGCAUUAAAUGUGGGUGUACGUGUUAAAUACAUGGAUCGUGGAGAAGGUGGACAAGUAAUUGCACACGAUUUUCCAGAAGGAUCAACACCAUCCGUCCAUUUAUUGUACCGACCUGGCCAUUAUGAUAUUCUUUAUCAACUGUAAUGUUGGAACACGAUUUUUGAAUGAGAAAUAAAUUAAUAAUUACACAGA
Chrysoperla carnea is the source of this 1029-nucleotide messenger RNA. Its product is annotated as ubiquitin thioesterase otubain-like. Gene Ontology annotation, molecular function: ubiquitin binding; cysteine-type deubiquitinase activity. Gene Ontology annotation, biological process: protein K48-linked deubiquitination. The record is from RefSeq and is a predicted model, not a curated record. Gene Ontology annotation, cellular component: nucleus. Lineage: Eukaryota; Metazoa; Arthropoda; Insecta; Neuroptera; Chrysopidae. The transcript has 2 exons. The coding region runs from base 172 to 981 and encodes 269 amino acids.